Molecule: messenger RNA, 5276 nt
Organism: Prorocentrum cordatum
Lineage: Eukaryota; Dinophyceae; Prorocentrales; Prorocentraceae
Source: the annotation of a GenBank genome assembly
AUGGGCACGCCGGGCAUCCUCAUCGACGAGGGCCUGCCGAACGACGCGGUGGGCCCUGGGCCCGUGCCGACGGGGUUCUCGCGCCUCACCGGCGGGGUGCACUACAGAGCCGAGGCCUGGGACGACGCGCAGGCGACAUUUGUGGACGUGACGGGCUCCUCCGACAGCGAGGCCGCGUUCUCACGUCUCGUGGCCGUGCGCCUCAGCGCGCUCGCUGGGCUGACGCACUUCAGCCUCGCCGUGCUCGUGCAGGCCCCGGUGUUUGAGGACUCGGCGGUCGCGGGCUCUGAUCUCUCGGUGUCCGUUUCGGUACCUCAGAUCACGUGGUCCGUCUUGCACUCUCCUCUGUGCUGCCGCACAGGCCUGCUGCACUCCCACGGGACAUCCGGGCUGGCAUUCGAGGAGUCGUUCGGCGACAUCACCUUCUCUGGUGUGCAGUUCUCGCUCUGGCAGGCUUCUGCGGAAGGCAUGGGCCUCAGCGUGUCGGUAAGCAGGGCCGGGCUUAAUCUGUACGACAUGUCCACGCUUUCCCUGGUGCAGGUAAUCCCGCUGGAAGGUAAUGGUGCCAAGUUCCAUAUGAUCACGAGGUCGUCGAAGCAGCCAAGCUCAGUGUGCCUGCGACUGCCCUCAUCAUGCCGAGCGCCUCAGAGCACGCGAGUGCCUGUGAUUGACCUGAGCUUUGGAACGUGGCGUGCGAUGCUACCGCCAUGGGCUCCAUCGCGGAUAGCCCACCUAGGGCAGAGCUUGGCCAGAGCCGGCAGCAUUGACAUGAGCGGCAUGGGCGGCAUAGCAACAGGCGCCCUGCGGCCGCCCCGGCGCCUCCCCGUGGUCGUGGAGAACGCCCUGCCAGUGCCGGUGGUCUUCAGGCAGCACGGUGCCGCAGCCGACGAGGCGCUGGUGGUGCAGCCGGGGGCAGAGCGAGGGUAUGCGUGGAGGCACCUCGGCGAGGCCGCGCGCGCGCUGACGUUCAGGCUGGGCGGAGGCGUGGCGUGGUCAGACCCCCUCGCCCUGGAAGGGCCAGCGGUGGACGGCGAGCCCCUCUGGGCGGGCCUGGACCUCUGCGAGCCGCGCCCCGACGGCGGCGGCGCCGCCAGGCGAGUGCACGUCUGCGUCCAACGGCCCUCCAGGGCGCAGUUCACCGUCACCCUGCUGCCCCCGCUGAUGCUCAUCUCUCACCUGGACCGGGCCGUGGAGUUCGCCGCCGCCGGGGUGGAGAGCAGCUCGAACGGCGUGCUGAGGUCGCGGCGCUUCCUAGAGGGCCUCCCUGCUGGUGAGCGCUUCCGCCAGCAGCCUUGUCAGCAGGAGCGCUGCACUGCCCGGCUGGGCGCAGAGCGCCCGGCGCCGCCGGACGGGGCACCGCCCACGGCGCUGCAGCCGGGGGAGCUCGUGGGGCUGCUGCCGGCCGCGGGCGCCGGGAGCUGUGCGGUGAGCGUCCGCGCGCCAGGGGAGCCCUUCGGCCCGCAGCUGCCCCUGGGCAUCGGCGAGGACCUGGGCGCCGUGGCCCGCAGGGAGGAGCGCGGCGCCGGUGCCGCGGGCGCGGCGCGGCUCGAGGGCGGCCUGCGGGGCACCCCGCGGCCGGCCUCGGAGGCCGGCCUCCCGGGCGUGCUGCACCUGUGGCCGCUGCUGGUCUUCCAGAACUCCUGCGGCUUUGCCUGCAUGCUGGCCGUGGCGCCGCUCGGCACCGUGAGCGCGGGGCCCGGGGAGGAGCGCGUGCUGGAGACUGCCGGGGACCCGCGGCAGAUGAAGGGGCUGGAGCUCUACGCGCUCCCUGGUGGACAUGGGGCGGCUCGCUCGUCGGGGCCGCUGCUCCUCAGGGGCCUCGCGCAGUUUCCGCACGACGAGGGCGAUGAGCAGGUGGCGUGGAGGAACUCCGUGUGCUGCAAGGGUCCAGAGGAGCAGCUAGGCACGGGCGUGCAGCUUCUUGUCGAGGUUCGGCACUGCAGACUCUCCGGCCUGCUGCGCUCUCUGGCGGUGGAGCCGAUGUGGUCUUUCCGGAACGAGACAGGUGCGGACGUGUUCGUGAGCGUUCCCGGCUGCCCCGACGUGCUGCACGCGGCCCCCGUCGGCGACAGCGUUUCGGCGAUCCUGGGCGCUGCUCAGCACGACCCUUCUUUUCCUUUCAUGGCCAUCUUUGGCGUCGCCAGCGGCGAUGGAGCUGGCCCUCUGGCCUGGUCCGCCCGUGCCCACCGGUGUGCCAUGACCAAGACCACGCGGGUGGAGGUGCCGCACGGGGACCGUUGCUUCGUCAUGCUGGUGAGCGUCAGCUGGCGGCGGAGUGCGCCAGGCCAGGUCUCCGGCGGCGGCGUGCACGUCUGCCUGUUCGCCGCGGCCUACGUGCGGUCCACAGUCCGAGCGGAUCUGCGCCUCUCAGUGGGCAAGGACUCCGACACUGCGCUGUACCUGCCUGCUGCCAAGCCGCCAGAGGCCGCAUCGGUGACGCUGCCGUGGCCGUGGUGGCCCUCGGAAGAGGCCGGGGUGCUGGCGGUCCUUGGCGACGGCCAGCAGGCAUCUGGCAGCGAUGGCGAGAGCCAGACGCCCUCAAAGUCGCCUCACGCAUCGCCUUCCAAGCAGCUGGCGCUCAAGGCGUCGCUGAGUCUGUCGCUCUCAUCGGGCGCCGCUGUCAGCGGGGGCUGCGGCACCGAGGUCAGCCUGGACGUGACGCCCAGCCCGACCCCGCUGGGCAUGGACAGGGCCGCGGCAGUCAACAGCUUGGCAGAGCUCCUCUCUCCUACAGUCGGUGUCCGGGCGUGCAGUGGCCACGUGUGCGACGCCUGCGUCGAGCUCAUGGGGGAUCCGCAAGCAAGCAUGCUGCUGAACCUCUCAUACUUCGCACCCCUGCAGGGCGCCCUGGUGAUAUCUCUGCUCCGGACCGCUCAGCCUCCCCUCAUCUGCGUGAACCUCAGCAUGCAGACCGCCUGGGUUUCAGAGCCCUGGCGCGGUACGUCAAUGCCGCAGCCUCCUCGAUGGCGGCGGUUGCCACCUGGGGCCUCGCUUGAGGUGCCCUGCAUGGCCAUGCGGACGCUCGAGGUGUUCCCGCAGGGAGGCAAAGAGCACCAGCAGGCCGACAGCGUUGAUGACGAUGCCGGGGGCUCUCAGCUCGAGGACCCUGCGGCACCGCGGGCGCCCGUUGCGAAGGAGUUGGCGGACGGCAUCGAGCCUGUGCAGGCACGCCUGACCGUGGACCCCGAGGCGGUCGAGCCCGCUCACAUGGACUUCCUGCUCACGGCCGAUGCAGACCUGCGGUGGGAGCCGUUCGGUUUCCCGCAGCUGGACGUCGCAGUCCGCUCUGCCUCUGGCGUGUGCCGCGUCGAGCUGCGGAGCCCCUCCGGCGAGACCUCGCAGCCGGAGGCAGCGGCGACCGUGGCCCGACCGCCGCUCCGGGCCGCGCAGAUGCCGUCCAGCCUCGAGCUCACGCUGCGAGUGGUGGACCUCGUGGUCCACCUCGGCCUCGAGAAGGGAGACGGCCUUGGGGUCUCCUCCGCAGCCAGCAGCGCGGUGGAUGGCAGGUCCCUCGCCCUGCACGCACAGGGGGUGCUUCUGCAUCAGCAGAGCGAGGCGGAGUCUGCCGCCAUGCCGCCCGGACGCGGGAGAGCCUCGCGCACCCGGAUGGCCCUCGAGUGGAGGUGCUUGAGCGUCGCAGACGUGGGCAGACCGUUCCACCACUCGCCGCUGAAGCAGGUGCUGGCGAUACCUCCCUGCGGGCUCGAGCUGGCCCUCUACCACCCACCGUAUGGCCUCCCCGUGGCGUACGAGCGCGUGCAGGUGACGUUCGAGCCCGGCGAGCUGGAGGAGUGCCCGAUGAUCUUCUGCAUCGACGACAGCCUGCUGCAGUUUGCACAGCUCCUGGGGGCCGCGGUGGCGUCGGAGCUCCAGGUGGACGCCGCCGAGGCUGGGGCCCGGGGCCAGAGCGCCGCCUCCACGCCGGGCUCCCGCCGCGCGCCGCGGUGCGGGUGCCCCGAGCUCCCCCCCGUGCAGCAGGACGAGUUCGGCUACCUCUGCUUCGAGUGGCUGUCCGUGCCCGCGCUGCCCCUCUGCGUGGACCUGCGGCUGUCCUCGCCCGUCUUCGUGUCCUUCACGGGGCUGAUGCUGACCUUCCCGGAGGUGCAGCUGUCCCAGGUGGUCACCACCGGCGUCGUGCUGAGCCAGGAGAUGAUCGCCCACUGCAUCGCGUUCGGCCUCCUGAACAUUUUCUCUUCCUCGGUCCGUGCUCCUGGGGUCCUGCGACCUGCUGGGGAACCCCGUGCAGGCCUACAGGCACCUGCGCACGGGCUUGGGCGACCUCCUCAGGAGGCCGCUGCGAGAGGGCAUGUGGUCGUUCGCCUCCCACUUUUCAUCCGGAAGGUGGCCCUGGCCGGGCGGCAGUGUGCACGGGCGCCUCCUGCAUGCAGGAACCUGCCCGCCGCAGGCCCCGGCCCCUCCGCUGGCACCGCGCCCGCCCUGGCCUCGUCGGCCCCCGCCGAUGCCGGCCUGGCGGCCGGGAUGCGGGCGCUCGUCGACGGUCUCAGCCGCGGCCUCGGCGGCGUCGUCAGGUGGGAGCAGCACACGCCGGAGCGGGCGGGCGCCUUGGGCCUGCUGCGCGGCGCGCGCAACGCGGUGGCGGGGGCCGUGGCCCACCCCGUGGGCGGGAUGCUCGACCUCCUGACGGCCACGGCGCGCGGCUGGUCGACCCGCGAGGCCUCCGUGGCCCCGGCGGGCGGCCACCCAGCAGCGUGCGCCGCGUGCCUGGGCCACUGGAAGGUCCGCCUCGAGCCGGACGUGUCGCCCCUGAAGUUCCACCUGCACUGCUGCCAGGGCCCUCUGGCGCAGGGCGCGGCUCCCGCCGUCCUGUUCUGGAGCCCACGCUGCGAGCUGGUGCGCGUGGACGGGGCCGUGGAGGGUGAGGACCACUGGACGGCCGUCGCGAGCCCAACCUCCGGCUCGUGCCGUGCGGCCUGCUGCUCACCACGGCCCAGCUCUGCGUGCUGCUCGGCGCCGGGGGCGCCCAUGCGCUGGACAUCGGCGCGGUGCAGGCGGCAGAGGAGGCCCGGGGUCGCCCCUCCGCCCUGGUGACCAUCGCGAGCGCGGCGGGCCAGAUCUGGCAGCUGCACAUGAGGCACGGGGAGCCCGGCGAGCUCAUCGCGCACCUGCGCCGGGCCCGCCUGCUCGCGGGGCUGCCGCCCGCGGGGGGCUCCUAAGCUGCGGCCGGCCGGCCUGCUGCGGCCUGGGCCGCGGGGCCGAGCCGCCACCGCUCACAGACGGGUGUGCCGCGUGCAGCGCGCGGCAGCGUCGCCUCCGCA